Megalops cyprinoides (Indo-Pacific tarpon) is the source of this 2901-nucleotide messenger RNA. RefSeq names its product calcium/calmodulin-dependent protein kinase (CaM kinase) II delta 1 (gene camk2d1). Lineage: Eukaryota; Metazoa; Chordata; Actinopteri; Elopiformes; Megalopidae. Bases 269 to 1831 code for a protein of 520 amino acids. The record is from RefSeq and is a predicted model, not a curated record. The transcript has 21 exons. Gene Ontology annotation, biological process: protein phosphorylation. Gene Ontology annotation, molecular function: ATP binding; calcium/calmodulin-dependent protein kinase activity; calmodulin binding. Gene Ontology annotation, cellular component: cytoplasm; neuron projection.
GCAAAGUGCCAUGCGCCAGAGGAGACAGACUUGCUGGUUUGAGAGACCCGUGGUGCUUGGAAUCUCUCCGUGAUUCAUUGGGCAGGGGUUGUAGGUAGAGCGUAGCUGCUUCCCUCACUGGACUUUACUUUUGGUUUAUGUUUUUAAUUUAUCCAGUGUUGGAGGAAAAAUAGCUACCGCAUAAAGACAGCCGUGGAAGAUUGUUUGAGAAUAUCUUACUGUAUAUUGAAGAGAGCUGUCCUUCUCAGUCUAGUUCAUUUCGUUUACCAUGGCUUCAACAACCUGUACAAGGUUUACUGACGAGUAUCAGCUGUACGAAGAGCUUGGGAAAGGCGCCUUCUCUGUGGUGAGGAGAUGCAUGAAGAUCUCCUCUGGCCAGGAGUAUGCUGCCAAAAUCAUCAACACUAAGAAGCUCUCCGCCCGGGAUCACCAGAAGCUGGAGCGCGAGGCCCGGAUCUGCCGUCUGCUCAAGCACCCCAACAUCGUGAGACUCCAUGACAGCAUAUCAGAAGAGGGAUUCCACUAUCUAGUCUUUGAUUUAGUCACUGGAGGGGAACUGUUUGAAGAUAUUGUAGCCAGAGAAUAUUACAGUGAAGCCGAUGCCAGUCAUUGCAUUCAGCAGAUCCUUGAGGCUGUGCUUCACUGCCACCAGAUGGGCGUGGUCCACCGGGACCUGAAGCCAGAGAAUUUGCUUUUGGCCAGUAAACUGAAGGGGGCGGCCGUGAAGCUGGCAGAUUUUGGGCUGGCCAUCGAGGUCCAGGGGGAUCAGCAGGCCUGGUUUGGGUUUGCUGGGACUCCAGGUUACCUGUCUCCGGAAGUCCUUAGGAAAGAUCCGUAUGGGAAACCUGUGGACAUGUGGGCCUGUGGCGUGAUUCUCUACAUCCUGCUGGUGGGGUACCCUCCAUUCUGGGAUGAAGACCAGCACCGGCUCUACCAGCAGAUCAAGGCCGGGGCUUACGAUUUCCCCUCUCCUGAGUGGGACACGGUGACCCCUGAGGCCAAAGACCUGAUCAACAAGAUGUUGACCAUCAACCCAGUCAAACGCAUCACUGCAACAGAGGCCCUCAAGCACCCCUGGAUCUGCCAACGCUCCACUGUAGCCUCCAUGAUGCACAGGCAGGAGACUGUGGAGUGCCUGAAGAAGUUCAACGCCAGGAGAAAACUCAAGGGGGCUAUCCUGACCACUAUGCUGGCCACACGAAACUUCUCAGCAGCCAGGAGUUUGCUGAACAAGAAGACUGACGGAGUGAAGAUUAACAACAAAGCCAACGUAGUAACCAGCCCCAAAGAGCCCGUCCCCACUCCUGCACUGGAACCUCAAACCACUGUUAUCCACAACCCCACUGACGGAAACAAGGAGUCCUCAGAGAGUGCUAACACCACCAUCGAGGACGAGGAUGUGAAAGCUUGCGCUCUAAACAUUAAAGCUCGCAAGCAGGAGAUCAUUAAAGUCACGGAGCAGCUGAUCGAGGCCAUCAACAACGGUGACUUCGAAGCCUACACGAAGAUUUGUGACCCAGGCCUUACAUCUUUCGAACCUGAGGCCUUAGGCAACCUGGUCGAAGGCACUGACUUCCACAGGUUCUACUUUGAAAACGCUCUGUCCAAGGGGAACAAGCCCAUCCACACGAUCCUCCUGAACCCGCACGUGCACCUGAUCGGCGAGGACGCGGCCUGCAUCGCCUACAUCCGGCUGACGCAGUACAUGGACGGCAGCAGCAUGCCCCGCACCAUGCAGUCGGAGGAGACGCGCGUCUGGCACCGCCGCGACGGCAAGUGGCAGAACAUCCACUUCCACCGCUCCGGCUCGCCCACCGUCCCCUCCAAGUAAGCUAAAAAGCAUUGUCAGCAUAAUACUGCUCAAUCGAAGACUUCCUGUCAGCUGACCCCUGCCAACCUAUCUGAUGUCUGCCACGCCCCCACACCCACCCUCCAUCCCCACCCAUUUGUCCCCAGAGUGUUGUUUACACAUCAUUGCUGGACAUGAUCCAAGCAGAAAAUCCAGACUCUAUCAUUCUUAAGUUUAAGUACAUCCUUAUAUCACAUUGUGAGAUGCUUUACAUAGUCCUUUUCACAAUAGGACGUUUAUCAGAUAAUUGUGUCUUUCUAAUUUCAUUUAUGAUUGUUCUGUUUUUUUUUUUUUUUUUGCAAAGUUGUAUACAUUUUUUUAUUUGCAACAUUCAUAUAUAAAUGUGUACCCGCCAGAGCCAUCAAUGAUAUGUGAAGUGUUGACUAGCAGUUCCUGAGAACUGUGAUCAUGUCAAAUGUCAGUGUCAGCUUCUCCCCCCCACUGUCAUAUCGGAAAACACCAUCCUUACAUCGAAUGCACUCAUAGUUCACAGGGUUAGUUUUUGACCGCAGCGAUCUGUGUCAAAUACACUUGCGUCCGUACUCAUGCAGGAUUGGAUUGCCCCUUAUGAAUCGGAAUGAUCAGUACUGUAAUGAAACCCUUAUCAGUCAGGGCUGUUGAUAUGAUAUGGUAACCAGGCAGUUCAGUUACUUGCACUGCGUCACAGUGACAGGAUUCCUGCAGUGACUUCACACUUCUUUUUAUAUGUAUCAGUUUGAGUGCAAUAUGACAAAUACACAUUUUUAAGAGAAAAAAAAAAUAAAAACAAGCUUGCUGUUGUGCUGGUGACGUACAGACUUUGUGAUUGAAGUAAACUGCUACACUUGCUUACAAUUGGAGUAUUAACAGUUUCAUGUUGACCAGCUUUUUUCUGUUCGCUCUAAACUGGUGUAUCAAGUUUACCUGGACUAAUACAAAGAGGACUUCAAUACUGAGAAAGGGAAAGAAAAAAGUGUACGUUUUGCUAUGGUAUAUGUGUUUGCCUAUACAUUAUCAAAUCAAAUACUUUUUCUCAAAUGUUUUAAUAAGAAUAGAAUGUAACAUAUAAAUAU